AUGAGUGAGUCCGAACAAAGCAGCGAUGAACAAGAACUACUAAUCAACACUAGACAACGUAGAUCAAAUGCUGGUAAUAGGCUACAGAAACUUCUCGAGCAAGAGAUAGAAGAAUUACAGACGAGGACUCAGGCACUAGAUGAAGAUGAAAUAGACUUAUUAUUCAAAGAAGAUGAAGAGGAUGCAGAUUUUGAAAUGGUCGAUGACGAAGACAAUGAAUCACAUAAUGAAGAAGAAAAUGAAAUAGAUAAUGCAGAUGGUAAAGAAGAAUCAGAAGUACCGACGGAAAGCAAAGAUAGUGAGUUGCAAGAUGAAGAUGUUAUGUUAAGUGAUUCUUCGUCAGAAGAUGAGCCGGAUAAUCAAGAUGAUGAAUCUGGUGAGAAAGAGUUAAUACGGCAAGAGAGAUUAAAGAAGAAAAAACUCCAGAAGUUGAGAAAAAAACCGCUCGUCAUCAAGCGAACUGCACCGAUCAUUGACUCUGAAAAUAAAACUAAGAAACGAAAGGUUAGUUCUGACGUAAUAAAUGCAGAAGAUUUGCUUUCAAAUAAUAGAAGAACUUCGUCAAGAUCAUCGGUUAUUCAAAAUAAAUUACAAGUGUAUGAAAAACUAUCACAAGCAGAAAAAAGAAGACAGAUAAUAAGGGAGCGUAUGCAGAAAUCGAGAGAUAAGGAGCAAAUUAAGGUCCUCACACAGGAAGACCGUAUGCGAAUUGCUUUGGAAACAGAACAGGCAAACUUACUGAGCUUGAAUAAAUACAAGGAACAAGAAGUUUCGAAAAAACAGCACAGAUUAGCGAUGCAGCAACGACAAAAAAUGAAAUUCAAACCAGGAGAAAUGAUAAUCACAGAGUUAUCAACAACGUGGGAGGUAACUCCAGUAAUGGAAAUAGAAGAUUAUGAGUAUUGGAAAGAGCAAAUUGAAAAGCGUAAUAAAAAAAAGAAAAAAUAUCCAAGAAAGCCGCGAAAAAAAAAUAAUGAAGGCGCAGAGUCACACAGAAAUGGAGGUGAUGUAUGCCAAAAAGAAGUUUCUGAUACUCAUAUUGAGAUAUCAAGGCCAAUUAUUUAUGAUAACGGUAACAUAUAUUUAAACCAAUCAUAUUUUAACAACAAAUGCAAUUAUCAAAAAGACAAUGCUACAGAUUUGGAUGGAAAUAAGCAUAUGUGCAUUCCAUUAGAGAAUAAUUCUGAACCUCGAUCGAUAUUGCCCGAUGAUUUAGAACAGAAUAGGCAAAAGGCUGACUAUAUCAGUAUUUUGGAUUCUGAAACAAAUAAUCUAUCAUCAGGCAUCAUUCCACAAGCUUCUUUUAUCGAAGUAAAUAAUCAGGAUUUGAGUGAGAAUUCCGAUAUAUUUACAGGCACGUCUAUAAAAAUGGAUGUUGAUUCACUGAAAGUUGAGGGAAAAAAUGGUUUAAAUAUCUCAGAGGAAAAUUCCUCUGUUGACGUCCCUGCCAAAAUGGGAGAACGUUGGAUUAAAAAUGGAAUUACUGUUCCCUCUGAUGGAGUUAAUAGUAGUGUAGACCUUAACAUUUCUAAAUUCGUGGCUGGUCCAACGAUCGAUGAAGAGAUUAAUAAAGUCACUACAGUGGCAAAUGAUGAUAACAAGGCUUCAACUCAUCAACGCAAUAUUAAGAUUGAAGAGUGUGGUGAAGAUAUGAGUUUAAAGCAUGCACAAAAUGAGGAUUUAGAUGUGACAGCUAGUAUCAAGAACAGUUCGGAUGCUAAAACUGAGAGAGGUGAAUUGAUUGAUCAGAGUUUGAAUAAUGAUGUACCGAAUGAAAAUAUUGCUGAUACUAUGGACAGUGAAGAACAAAAAAGAAUUUACGAGGGUCCGAAUCAAAUGGUAUCAAAGAACUUUGUUGUGGCAUAUACUGUGGUUCAUGAUACUCUGUCUAAACCAACUCAUGACUUGCUGUUUGGCUCAGGCUGGAAGGGACCUCCAAAUAAAAGCUACGACACGGAAACCUUAUUUGUCUCAAAAAAUAAUAAUGGGGCUGUUGAUGAUAUAACAUCAGAGAUAAAGCCAGAUUUAACAUUUCUUGAAAAAUACCCAGCGUUUGGAGAAUUCGAGAGAAAAGUUGUCCAAGAAGUCAGUGAGAAUACUGCCAAAGAUCUGGAGAUUAAUAUAAAAACAGCACCUCCUACUGGUAUAUUUUUGCCAAGUGGUAUGAGAAAGAAGUGUUUAAUCAACAACAAAGAUUGUCAUUAUUUUGAUCCUAAGAACGGUGUGCCUUAUUCUGAUGUAGAAGCGUACAAAAUUAUUCAAGAGCUCCAGUCAUUCGAUGUGAAUCCUGAGACUAAUCAUUUUUUCAAAUGGCAAGGUUUCGCUAAUGGUGGUAUUUUCCUUGAUGUGAAUGAGAAACCAGCAGAAGGUGUCCCAGACAAUUUUUAA
Molecule: messenger RNA, 2388 nt
Organism: Nakaseomyces glabratus
Lineage: Eukaryota; Fungi; Ascomycota; Saccharomycetes; Saccharomycetales; Saccharomycetaceae
Gene: VPS72
Product: Vps72p
Biological process (GO): chromatin remodeling; regulation of DNA-templated transcription
Cellular component (GO): nucleus
Molecular function (GO): ATP-dependent H2AZ histone chaperone activity
Source: RefSeq, a predicted model, not a curated record